Penicillium samsonianum is the source of this 1626-nucleotide messenger RNA. RefSeq names its product putative C2H2 transcription factor (Seb1) (gene sebA). The transcript is spliced from 3 exons. The record is from RefSeq and is a predicted model, not a curated record. Gene Ontology annotation, molecular function: RNA polymerase II cis-regulatory region sequence-specific DNA binding; DNA-binding transcription factor activity, RNA polymerase II-specific. Lineage: Eukaryota; Fungi; Ascomycota; Eurotiomycetes; Eurotiales; Aspergillaceae. Gene Ontology annotation, biological process: regulation of transcription by RNA polymerase II. Bases 1 to 1626 code for a protein of 541 amino acids.
AUGGACUCAACAUACACCAUGGGACCGACCUCGGUGCAAGGACAGCCAUUCGCAUACUAUCCCGACUCACAGAGACAGCAAGGUCACUACCAGUCAGACGUCCCAUACUACAGCCAAAUGCAGUAUGGACAAGAGCAACCACUCUACUCUCCCCAGCCCAUGAUGAACAUGCACCAGAUGGCCACCACCAAUGCCUUCCGAGGAGCUACCAUGAGCUUGACACCAAUUGCCUCUCCCCAGCCCUCGCAAAUGAAGCCCACCAUCAUUGUGCAGCAGGGCUCUCCUGGCUUGAUGCCCUUGGACACUCGCUUUAUUGGUCACGACAUGUACUCAUUCCCCUCAACUCCUCCACUGUCAGCCUCCGGAAGCACCAUCAGCAGCCCCCCGUCUGCCCAUGGCGCGCUACCAACCCCGAUUCACGACACAUUCUUUACCUUCGACAAGGUGGAGGGUGUCAAGGAGGGAUGCGAGACCGAUGUCCACCAGGAAAUUCUGGCCACCCCGGAGUGGGCGCGUUCCGAUUCGCCUCCGAUGACGCCUGUCUUCAUUCACCCACCUUCUCUUACUCACAUCCACUCCUCAGACCUUCUGUCUGCAACAUCAUGCCCCUCGCUUUCCCCCUCCCCCUCACCCGUGCCCACCGACAUUCUUUCCUCCCAGACUCUUGGGUCUAGCCAGUCUUUCUGCGAUCCGCGUCAGCUCACCGUUGAGCCCUGUGUCAAUGUUCAUGCACAGGAUCUGCCUCCUCUGCCGAAUCUCUCAUGUGAGGAGGAGGAGGAGCCCGCGCCGUUGUUGGCAGACCCUCUGAGCUCGCUGCCGACUUUCGACAGCUUCUCAGACCUCGAUUCUGAUGAUGAGUUGAAUCGCCUGGUGGAAUUCCACCCUGCCGCUAAUGCCGUCUACAUGGGUGGCAAGCGCCAGCGUGUGCACGCCUACCCGGUAGAGGAUGAUGGUUUCCUGAGCGAACACAGCCUCGAAGACUCGGAUGACUCCGAGAAUUUCAUGCCCAAUGGUUUGCCAUCCUUCGAGUGGACCCAGACUGCCCAGCCUCAGGCUGAGAGCGAGGACGAACCUAUUGAGGAGCCUAAGACCAAGAAGCGUAGCAACCGCAAGUCCCGAAAGAUUGCCGCUGACGAAGAGGCUGAAGCAAAGGCGCUGGCCGCCUGCGAGUCCUCUGGCGACUGCUGCUCUGAUGACGGAUCAGUUGAUGACUCAGAGUCUGCUCCCAUCUCGGUCAACCGCCGGGGUCGCAAGCAGUCUUUGACUGAGGACCCUUCCAAGACCUUCGUCUGCACCCUGUGCUCCCGUCGCUUCCGUCGCCAGGAACACCUCAAGCGCCACUACCGUUCUCUCCACACCCAGGACAAGCCGUUCGAGUGCAACGAGUGCGGCAAGAAGUUCUCCCGCAGUGACAACCUCGCUCAGCACGCCCGCACCCAUGGUGGUGGCUCCAUUGUCAUGGGCAUCCUGGAUGCAAGCGAUGCCGGUUCUGUCUCCUUCGAUGAUCAACAUGACGCUGGUGCCCUUGGCCAAGUCAUGUACGAGGCUGCCCGGUCGACUGAAGUCACCGGUACUCCCUCUGUGGAUCGCCGAGCGGCGAAGAAGCGCAAGCGUGACUUGUCCUAA